Anopheles marshallii is the source of this 600-nucleotide messenger RNA. Its product is annotated as larval cuticle protein A2B-like. The transcript has 3 exons. Bases 1 to 600 code for a protein of 199 amino acids. Gene Ontology annotation, cellular component: extracellular matrix. The record is from RefSeq and is a predicted model, not a curated record. Lineage: Eukaryota; Metazoa; Arthropoda; Insecta; Diptera; Culicidae.
AUGGCAUUCAAAAUCGCCGUCUUCGCAGCCAUCGUAGCCGUCGCUAGCGCCGUCGGCAUCCACCCACCCUCGCUGGGAGCUUACCACGCACCUUUGGGAGCUUACCACGCACCUCUGGGAGGUUACCACGCACCUCUGGGAGCUUACCACGCACCGCUGGGAGGUUACCACGCACCGUUGGGAGGUUACCACGCGCCUUUGGGAGCGUAUCACGCUCCUCUGGGAGCUUACCCAGCUGUGGCCAAGGUUGCCGCUCCGUUGGCCGAUUACGACGCCAACCCUCAUUACAGCUACAGCUAUGCCGUUGCGGAUGCCGUGACCGGUGACAACAAGAACCAGCAGGAAUCUCGCACGGGAGAUGUUGUGACUGGAUCGUACUCGCUGGUCGAACCCGAUGGCACCCGUCGUGUCGUUGAGUACAAUGCUGACCCUGUCAACGGAUUCAACGCCGUCGUCCACCGUGAGCCUCUGGCCGUCAAGGCUGUGGCCCCAGUUGCCAAGAUCGCUGCCCCGCUGGCUUACCCCGCCGUCGCUAAGGUUGCCGCCCCGUACGCCCCGUACGGUGGAUACCCAGCCUACGGAAAGGCCAUCCUUGGUUAA